CACACGCACACACACUCACACACACACACUCGCUAUAUUGGGUUACACUGUAGCAAAAUGGCGACUGUCAUUCAGAAUCCCCUGAAAGCCCUGGGGGACCAAUUCUAUCAGGAGGCUAUUGAGCACUGCCGAAGUUACAAUGCUCGUCUUUGUGCCGAACGCAGUGUUCGUCUGCCUUUCCUCGACUCACAGACCGGUGUGGCACAGAACAACUGCUACAUCUGGAUGGAGAGGCGCCACCGGGGGCCAGGUGAACAGCAUUGGGUCCACUUAGGGGUGGGACGGGGUUUGACCUCUGGACAGAUGUACACUUACCCUGCACGGUGCUGGAGAAAAAAGAGGAGACUGCAGCCACCUGGAGACCCUCAGCUCCAUCUGUGUGAGUUUAAAUUGGAGGCAGACCUGUUGGAAAGAAAAGAUGGAUCAGCAAGUGAGGGAACAGCCCUGGAGGCUUUGCUGCGCAGUGAUGGCUUGGAGAAAAAAAACAUUUCUAAAGAUGAAGAAAGUCUUCUAGAGAUACAGAAAGUUCUAGAAUCUGAAGAAAAUGGGGAAGGUUACCAUGAUGAUGAAGAUUUUGAACUUGAAACACCAAAACGCAAAUACAGGGGAAGGGGACGAGGGCGCGGCCCUGGGAGGAGAAGAGCAGAUGCAUCAACAAUGGAUGACCAGGAGAAACCCUACGUGUGUGAAAUCUGUGGAAAGCGGUAUAAGAACCGCCCUGGUCUCAGCUAUCACUAUGCUCAUUCUCACCUAGAGGAGGAGGAAGAAGAACCAGAGGAAGAGUGGGUCUCAGAGCCAGCUAAUUCCCCUCACCUGGCUGACUCUGACAACCAUAAAUCUCACAAGGGACCUCAUGGGACCAUUGUUUCCAACAACUGCUGUAAUUUCUGCUUGCGAGACUGUGCCUCAAACAGGAAGAUGGGUCAUGCAGAAGACUUGGUGCCCUGCCCUGACUGUGGGCGUUCCGCUGAACAUGGCCACGUUGGGGAGGAGAGGAAGAUGGGUGCCUUUGGUGCAGAGGACUUGUUUGGUGCCUCAUCAGAGAGUGACACGUCAACUUUUCAUGGAUUUGACGAUGACGAUUUUGACGAACCACUGUCGAAUGGCAGCAUGGAGUCUUCCAGGUGCAGAUAGAACUUCUAUAAACACAGAAGUCCACUGCUACUUUGAUUUUUUUCUUUUUUUUUAUGAAAAGCACAAUGAUACUGGAAAAAUGUUAUGAUUUUUGACUUUUUUAUGGACAUCUCCUUGAAAAUAAAGUGUUUUUUUGUUUACCAAAUUAUACAAAACUCAAAUUGCUGAGAAAUAUAACUCUUUUUUCAAAUGUCUUAAUAGAGAAGAAACUGUAUUGCAUAUUUUUGCAUCAAAUAAAAAGAAAAAGAUCAAACCAGAAUGGCAGAUUUGCUCAGCGUUACCGUUCGUGUCCCAUUUGAACAGUGAAAGAGUGGGAGAAGAAAGUAUUGCCGGGCAUGCUGCUGUUUCCUUCAUUAUUUGGAAGAAAAGAAACCAGAAAUAAACUGUAGUUGUGAACAUGUGUGCACAGUGCCGACAUCCAAGAGAUGGGGAAAUAAUGAAGAAAGAUCGGGAGAAAGGAUCCAAGCAGCUCUGAGUUCUGAGCCAGCUGGCAGGUGUGGCUCCUUUCUCCUCUCCCCUUUAAACCUGAGGACCUCCUGAAGCCACAGCACGCAUGAAGCUGAGCACAUGCAAUACCAAUAUCUUGUAUGCACUAUGUCUGCUCCAGAAUGGAAAACCCCCAGUUGAACUGGGCUGCUAAUUUCAGGACUUGGUCAGAAUUAUAAUAUAAUCACAAAAAUAACAAAUAAUAAUUAGCAUUAAUUAUGACCUGUGUAACUUUUAAUAUUUUAGCUAUUUAAAAUUUAUUUUUUGAAAUGUGCAUCAGCCAGCACGAGAACAGCUUGACGUAUCUUUUAUUUUGUGAUUUUUUUCUUUGAAGUACAUUUUAUGUAACUUUUUUUUAAUAAUUAUUUUUAAGGAAAAAAGUUCUUAUAAAAACUAUUUUGUAAUGUUCAUAAAUGACUGUUCAAUAGCACUAGACUGUUUCAUUGUUCCAGACUGUGAAAGUAAAGAUAAUUUUUGCCUCCC
Messenger RNA from Polypterus senegalus (gray bichir), 2103 nucleotides. It is a transcript of the gene dpf3, whose product is annotated as D4, zinc and double PHD fingers, family 3. Bases 58 to 1134 code for a protein of 358 amino acids. The record is from RefSeq and is a predicted model, not a curated record. Lineage: Eukaryota; Metazoa; Chordata; Cladistia; Polypteriformes; Polypteridae. Gene Ontology annotation, cellular component: nucleus. The transcript has 10 exons.